UUGGUCACCUCCAUCAUGCUCCGCCCCCUGCUCCUCCUGUUUGCUGUGCUAGCAGUGCCAGGUGAUGCUGGAAUUACUUUUAACUCUUCCAGAGGAUUUGACAUCAGCUCCUGUCCUGUUGCAUUUUUUGGACAGACUUAUGACCAAAUCUAUGUGGACAUAGAAGCUGACCACUUUGUGAUUUGUUUUGGMCCUUCUUGCGACAAUGGUACCUCUAUAGACAUGAUAAUAGGACCUGUACCGGACCCAACAGUCUUCCAAGAAAUUGUCACUCAGUCAGUGGUUCUGAAUGUUCUGAUUCGUGGCAAUUUUAAUUUURCAUCCGACUUGAAGUGCUACGUGGUCUUUGCUCUGGGCAACAAUUUUGCCAUUUAUCUGGUGAGCUUUGGAACACAAGCAUCUGUGGUUUUAAACUCCAACGGUGGAGGAACAACUCUGACAGAUAUCACUGCAGAAGGGAUCCAUCGCCAAACACUGAAUGUCACAAACACAGCGGACGUAGGGCAAUUUUUUGACUUUGCUGACGUCUCCAGCUGCAGACACAGAGGUCAAGUCUAUAACGCUAGUUCAGUASAAAAUCUUCCUGAUUACUGUGAAAAUGUUUACUGUAGUCCUGAAGCAGUCCUCUUUGUGUCGGGCGGCUGUGGGCCCCUCGAAACCUGCAACGGCAACAACCACUGCAACCGCCGUGGGGCCUUCUGUAACAACAAGACCUGCAACGAYAAUGAGUUCUGUGCAGAGUCGUAUACUGGAGAAWACCAGUGCUUCUGUCGGGCCAACUUUGCCUGUGAAAUCAGAAACAGUUAUACUUAUGGUCAUCCACCGGUCUGCGUAAAGAACCAGGCUUCUCUGACUCUGUACAACUGUCUGCUGGUGGAAAACAACAUUGACUACAAAGUCUUACACCUGAACGACCCGAACUGCAGAGGUCAACUGAAUGAGACGGACAACACAGUGACCUUCACCUACACAAGUGACACCUGUAGAACACAGAUCGUGGACAAUGGCACAAGCAUCAUCUACAAAAACACCGUCAUGAACCAGAACGUCACUGACGUCAUCACUCGCCAMGAUAUGGUCAUGAUCGACUUUUCCUGCUACCAGACCCAGCCGGACCUCCUGACUACGACCUUCACCAUCAUCAAUAAUGAUUAUAAAGGGGUCGUUGUAUCAGGACCUUGGACUUAUACUCUGUUCAUGAAGGCCUACAUUGACGAUGGUUGCACAACACUUGUGGACUCAGAUACUCCAAUAAAGCUGAACCAGCAGGUCUGGAUGAAACUGAGCACUGAGGGUCUUGAUGGAGACGUGGUUGUCCUGGUGACCGACCACUGCUGGGCAACUGAUGAUUCAUCACCACUUGCAGCAAAUAAACAUGACCUGAUUGUUGAUGGCUGUCCUGCAGAUCCAACGGUGGUGAUGAAGGAAAAUGGAAGAGAAACAUUCAACAAGUUUGCCUUCAACAUGUUUGAGUUCUCUGAAGGCUCAACUCAGAUCUACCUGCACUGUGAAGUGCACCUGUGUGUGAAGAGCACCAACACAUGUGAACCGAACUGCCCCAUAAACCGAAGACGCAGAUCACUCAGGUCCAAACAUGAUUCUCCUGGUUUGAUCAGCAUGGGCUGGACUAGUUAGGUGGUUUCCACGUUAACUGGACUGAUUGGCAGGCUGCUGACCUCCAUGAUGACCCCUGACCUUUGAYUGUGAUCAGAUUGUGUUUUUCUUCUUAUUGAAUUGUAAUGAUUGUUAAUCAGGGUGACAGUGAUUCAGGGUGUUUUAAAUUGUUUUCUUGUAGCUGUUAUUUAUWCAAUCUAUCCGUGUUUCAGGGUUAUUUACGGUUUUGUUUUAUGUUAUUUAUUUUCAGAUCAUGUUAAACUUUACCUGAUUCAUAUUGURUAGAUUAGCAAUCAGCUCUUUUAAAUUUAAAACAAUUCUGAAAUAAGCUAAAAUAUUUAUUUUAUUCAUGAAUGYUAUGGAAAUUAUUUUAAGCAGCAUUAAUAAAAAACAAAA
Molecule: messenger RNA, 2010 nt
Organism: Austrofundulus limnaeus
Lineage: Eukaryota; Metazoa; Chordata; Actinopteri; Cyprinodontiformes; Rivulidae
Product: pancreatic secretory granule membrane major glycoprotein GP2
Exons: 14
Coding region: 16-1635 (539 amino acids)
Source: RefSeq, a predicted model, not a curated record